UUCCGCGGUCCUUUCCGGUUAGCUACAGCAGCGUUUCAUGUGCAACCACCCUCAGCUAACUCCUCUUGGUUAUAUUUACCCAUUUAAUAGUUUCUACUUGAGCGAAUACAAACAUGGCAGAAGCCAUUCAAAAGAAACUAAAGGCGGAAUUAGAAAAAUAUACACAAAUGCAGAAAGAUGUUAGCAAGAGCAUGGGCGCGAGACAGAAGCUGGAGACGCAGCUGACAGAGAACAACAUUGUUAAAGAGGAGCUGGAUAUUCUGGACAGUGCAAACACAGUUUAUAAACUUAUUGGUCCUGUAUUAGUGAAGCAAGAUCCAGAUGAGGCCAAAGCCACAGUUGCCAAAAGACUGGAGUAUAUUAACGGAGAAAUUCACAGGUAUGAGACACUCCUGAAAGACUUGGAGAAGAAAUCUGAACAACAGCGAGAACUCUUGUCCAGUUUACAGCAGGAGUUUCAGAAAGCUCAGGGCAUUGCUGCCGGCAAAGCCUGACCGAGUGAUGAAGCUGCACACAUGCUCCCACACUGCAGAAAGUAGAAGAGAAUAGUCAGACUUUUAGUGUAAAUCUACUUCAUCGGGUUGAGUGAAUUCUGCUUCUAUCCUGUCAUUGCUUUGCAGUUUACUGUGACCUUUCUCUUGUUAUUAAUUAAAAAAUGUUUUUCAUUAAAGGUCAAAAGUUUUCUUUUA
Molecule: messenger RNA, 689 nt
Organism: Solea senegalensis (Senegalese sole)
Lineage: Eukaryota; Metazoa; Chordata; Actinopteri; Pleuronectiformes; Soleidae
Gene: pfdn6
Product: prefoldin subunit 6
Exons: 4
Coding region: 114-494 (126 amino acids)
Biological process (GO): chaperone-mediated protein complex assembly; protein folding
Cellular component (GO): cytoplasm; prefoldin complex
Molecular function (GO): protein-folding chaperone binding
Source: RefSeq, a predicted model, not a curated record